UCCUCGCUCUCUCCCUCCCUGUGAAGCGAACAGGGGGGAGAGGAUCAUUAAAAAAGCCAGGAACGGCGACAGUGAUAGCGCCUGCGGCUCCGGCGCCUGUGCGCGAUCCUCCAACACUCGCACCAAUGCGCGCGCUCACCCAUCUCCGCCAGACACCACCGCAUCACACCACUGCGCCCGCAGUCUGAUAUUUACCCCCCAUUUUAUUGUUGUUGUUGUUGUUGAGCAUCCGACAUACGACCAACCAUCGAGACGUAAACACUUUCAUUUCAACCCCUUAUCUGAAUGACGGGCGGACGGUUCGACUUCGACGAUGGCGGCACUUUCUGCGGUGGAUGGGAGGACGGAAAAGCCCACGGACACGGCAUCUGCACCGGCCCUAAGGGCCAGGGCGAAUACUCCGGGUCCUGGUCCAACGGGUUUGAGGUAGUCGGAGUGUACACCUGGCCCAGUGGGAAUACGUACAAGGGCUACUGGGCUCAGGGGAAGCGGCACGGGCUCGGCGUGGAGUCCAAGGGGAGGUGGCUGUACCGCGGGGAGUGGAGUCACGGAUUUAAGGGUCGGUAUGGGGUUCGCCAGAGUCUCAACACACCUGCCAGGUAUGAAGGCACAUGGAGUAAUGGACUGCAAGAUGGAUAUGGGGUCGAAACAUACGGGGACGGGGGUACAUACCAGGGCCAGUGGAUGGGCGGCAUGCGACACGGCUAUGGCGUACGUCAGAGCGUGCCUUACGGCAUGGCCACUGUCAUCCGCUCCCCACUGCGUACCUCACUGGCCUCCCUCCGCAGCGAGCAGAGUAACGGCUCUGUCCUACACGACCACAUGUCUGACAGCCCUGCUGGCACCCGCGGUGGCUUUGUCCUGAACUUCCACAGCGACAGCGAAGUGGUCUCAGGCAAAAAAAAGGGCCUCUUCAGACGGGGUUCACUAUUUGGGAGCCUCAAGCAGCUGAGGAAGUCCGACUCCCGCUCCUCCAUAUCCAGCAAGCGCAGUUCGGCACGAAGUGACGCCACCAUGAGCCGCAUAAGCUCUAGCGACGCAAACUCCACCAUUAGUUUUGGUGAUGGAGAGGUGGCAGACGAGUACCUGCCGGCUGAGGACAAUGUCGAUGCCACCACAACCGAGUCAUACAUGGGCGAGUGGAAGAAUGACAAGCGGAAUGGUUUCGGAGUCAGUGAGCGCUCCAAUGGGAUGAAAUACGAAGGGGAGUGGAUAAACAACAAACGGCAUGGUUACGGGUGCACCAUGUUCCCUGAUGGGACGAAAGAAGAGGGGAAGUACAAAAAUAACGUUUUGGUGCGUGGUAUCAAGAAGCAGCUUAUUCCCCUCAAGAACACCAAGACGAAGCAGAAAGUGGACCGUGCCGUUGAAGGAGCCAUAAGAGCAUCUGCCAUUGCCAGAACAAAAGUAGAAAUUGCCACCUCAAGAACCGCACACGCCAGGGCCAAAGCAGAGGCAGCUGACCAGGCCGGCCUGUCCGCCAGCCAGGACUCUGAUAUCGCCAGAGCAGUGGCCAGAGAUCUGUCCCCCAACUUCCAUCAACCAGGCCCUGACUAUAUCAAGCAGAGGUUCUCCAGUGAGCCCAUUGAGAUUAAAGAAGUACCAGAAGAAAAGAAAGAGAAAUCGCCUUCAGGAAGUCCGCACUUUUAUCGCAAAGGCACAACCCCAAACCAGUCCCCUACCCAAAGUCCCGGUCCUACACCACCUCCCUCACCCCCCCUCAUCAAGAAAAAGCCCUUCUUUAACAGAAGUGCCCCAAAAGCCAUCAAAGAAAACAAGCCCCCUGCUGCCGAAAGCCUGGCAGUGGGUGUCACCAAGGCUACUUCCAGGAUAUCAGACAAGCAGGAAGUACAACAGGAGAUAGUACCCGUAGCCAAACCCUCCAAGCCGUCGGCGCCGGUCGCCAAUGCCUCCAGCCCUGGGAACGGUGAGCUGCACUCCCAGUAUCACGGAUACUUUGUGAAGGCUGAGGUGAUGAUGCCACCUGAUGAUCAUGAGGAUGAAGAACACCAUGUAACGUCGACUGCUCUUACCAGGAUGCCCCCGCCAGCAAAGCAGUACCGUGCACCGACACCCAAACCAGUAAUGGCCAAAGAGAGCAAACCCGAGCCCAAACUGAAGAAACAAGAAUCAUUGAAGCCAAAGAGCCUAGCAGAAACUAAGAAAGCCAGCAUGGAAAUUACUACUGACAUUGUUGAGGAGGAAUCAGGUCCCAACUCAAUAUUGGUCAUUCUAGUGAUGCUGAUAAAUAUUGGACUGGCAAUUAUUUUUGUCCAUUUCCUCACUUGACGGAACAUUUCACUCAGUGAGCUCAUGAAAACUAGCGGCAUAGGCCCCUAAUUCUCCGCAGUUGCGUCAAUGGCCUUUAAAACAAAAUGGCGCCAGUCAGACUCAGACACAGGCAAAGGACUGGACGACUGGAAUUAGAGCAAAUCAUGGGAGAAAGACGAAACCCGGACCAUUCGGCCUGAGCCAACCCAGUUCCUCUGGCGAUGAUUUGUGACUCGCUUGGGCUCUGAAAGCUGAAGCAAGCAGUCGUUGGGAAAGAAAAAGAAUCUGCUGAUCCAAGCCGUACCCAGUCAAGUGCAUGUCCACCCCGCUGCUAUGGGGAGGGGUGGAAUGGGGGGACUUAACUGGAUAUGUUCGGAGAUGCACUUUUAGUUGACGGAAGCAAACAGCUGCCUUACUAUUUUACCAACUGACGUUUUAAAGGGGAGAUGUGCAGUGGGUUGCCAGUGUGUUUGAGCAGCAGGAGUGUGUACCAGUGUCCGCUUUCCACUUGGUUCAAAACACCAUGCACAUUUUGAAAGGGUCACUUGCCAGUCUUAUUCCAUUACCCAUCUCUACAGCCUUGUCUAACAUCUACUCCUGUAUUAGGAGAUUCAUCCAUGACAUGCCUGUGCAUGGUACUGGUUUAACGACUUUGUCUUGACUAUUUUUUGUGUUUGUUUUUCUUUCUGUUGUGUUCUUUUUUUCUGCACCUGUAGCUAAAGAUUCUGUUGUAUCUAGUCUGCUGUAUUCUCAUUCUCGGAAAUACAAACCUUAAAAAAAAUAAUAACAGCAUGUUACAGUUGUAACUGUAAGAUUUAACAUGUCCUAUGGAGAAAACAAAAUAUUAUUUAUUUAAAUAUCGGCUCUUGAAAAAUACAAGUACAGUGCGUGGUUUGAUUUAAAAAAAUAUAUUUAUUUGAAGUAUUAUUGUAAAAUGGUGUGUGUGUGUGUGUGUGUAUUUUUCUUUAAAAAAUAGAGAGAGAGUAUGUUUGACAUUGUACUUACUGUAGGGUAUAAUGCAUGGCUUUUAUUUUUUGAGAAAUGACUAAAUGUUACAUUUUGCACCUUUAAUCUUCACGGCCUGAUACUGUGCCCUUUAACCCCCCCCCCAAACCCCUCGCACUACCCCUUAACUUGACAUGUGCAGAGCGGUACCUGCCUCAAUAUUAUGCCUGCAAAAUUGUGUUGAAUACAUUCAGGUCGACCCACUGGUUAUAAAUGCGAAUGUAGAGAUGGUUGCCUUUUAAAGAAUUUGUAACAGUGUUAUAGUUUACCUCAGACAAUAUGUGGUUUUUGAAAUGCUGUCUUAAUUAGGAAUUUUGUGGAAAUCUGCUGUUAUUCUCCAUUAUUUUGGUCUGAUGGUGCAUGAGGAUGUGGUUGCAAUUAAUGUGCACAUGGUGCGUUUGCACCAGUAUUUAAAUGACAAAUGUAUACAUAUAAAUAGAUCUAUUUUAUAUACAAAGUCAGAAUAUAUUUAGUCAACAGUUGGACACUAAAUGGCCUUGACUAAAAUUACAGCACAGCAUCUUUUGCUGAUUGAUUCGAACAUCCUGCGUGCAUGUUGUAUUUGGUGGCCACGGAUGUGUGAAGCAUGAAUUUCACCAGUAACAGGGUGACUGUUUUUACAGAGGUUUUGUCAGACUGCGAGAGUAUGUGAGAGGGAAGGAGGAGGGAAGAGAAGAGCAUCAGAAUGGAUGAUGGCUUGUCAUUUGACAAGAGAGAUUAAUCUUCAAAUCUAGAACAGACUUAUUUUUAAAGAAUUAUUUCUUUUUUUCCUUUUUGUGGCAGGGCGAAACACCUUUGAUUUACACUCAUUGGCUAUGUACAUGGCUAUUUUUAAUUUGUUUUGUUUUCUAUUUCUGUUUAUAUACCAUCCUGACCUGAUACAUAUUAGAUGUAAUUAAAAGUUCCCCAUGAAAUUUGGCAUUUGUUAAACCAAUAAAGAUUUGUGUCAUUUUG
Molecule: messenger RNA, 4230 nt
Organism: Megalobrama amblycephala (Wuchang bream)
Lineage: Eukaryota; Metazoa; Chordata; Actinopteri; Cypriniformes; Xenocyprididae
Gene: jph1b
Product: junctophilin 1b
Exons: 6
Coding region: 286-2289 (667 amino acids)
Cellular component (GO): plasma membrane; sarcoplasmic reticulum; junctional membrane complex
Source: RefSeq, a predicted model, not a curated record